ACCUACAAAUGAAGGGUCAUAAUUGUGGGGUUGACCUAAGCUAUCAUGGUGCUGCUACUGUGUUCAGCACAACAUAUGCUAACAGAGAAUGCCCUAUAUAAACAUUUGCUUCAAAACCCUUGUUUUUUUUCUCAUGCCUCUAUUUUUUUAAUUUUAUUUUUGUUGCUUUCUCUCUCUAUGAAAUGGAGCACUUUGCUUAGAACUUCUUCUGUGCUUUGAAUCUUGAUCUAGAUACCUUGACACAGAAUUUGAAAUGGAUUCAAACGGGAGCCUACGUGCUAACACUUGGGCAAGGUCACCACCGUUAACCUCUGCUGCAAGUGGUUUAUCCUCAGAUCCUCUUUCUUUCCCAGGUUUUGGUUUGCAGAAUAAUCAACCCAAAUGGGAUGGUCCCUCAAGUUCAGAUUUUGGUAUCAGGGUAGAAUCUCCUUUCAAAGAAUUCAACCAGCCCUCUCAAAACCAGUCUCCACUUGCUUGCAAUUCAAACAAUGAGAUUGAAUUCACUGAUCAAGAAAACCGUCAUCAGAGUGAAUCAUCACAGACUAGUAGAGUCCAAGAUUGGGACCCCAGUGUGAUGCUGAAUAACUUGUCCUUCCUUGAAGAAAAGAUUCAUCAGCUCCGGGAUCUAGUGCAUUUGAUUGUUCGUCAAAAAGGCGUUAGAGUUGGACAGCCUAAUGAACUUGUAACUCAGGAACAGCAACUCAUCACUACUGAUCUUACCUCAAUCAUUAUUCAGUUGAUCUCUACUGCAGGUAGUCUUCUCCCUUCUGCUAGGAGUAGCCUUAUAAACACUAGUCCAUUGGUUGCACAGAUUGAUCAGCUUCAAGGGACUAGUGUUCCUUCAGGAACAGGUGCAAGUAGUAGCUGUAUUCAACCACAAAACAUUGGUGGGAAAAAAGUGUCUGAUCAGUCCAUGCAGACUGAUCUACCUAAUAAUUGUGAAAUGGAGCAAAACUACAAUAUGGUUGAACAUGAUCUCAAAGAUGAAGAAGAUGCAGAUGAUGGAGAAAACCUUGCCCCUGGUUCUUAUGAGAUUUUACAGUUAGAAAAAGAAGAAAUCCUUGCACCUCAUACCCAUUUCUGUACAAUUUGUGGGAAGGGGUUCAAGAGAGACGCGAAUCUUCGUAUGCACAUGCGCGGCCAUGGCGACGAGUACAAAACCGCAGCAGCGCUGGCGAAGCCACACAAAGAAUCUGGCUCGCCAAAGCUUAUCAAGAGGUAUUCCUGCCCCUAUCCUGGCUGCAAGCGCAACAAGGAUCACAAGAAGUUUCAGCCUCUGAAGACUAUCUUGUGCGUCAAAAACCACUACAAAAGGACACAUUGUGACAAGAGUUACACUUGCAGCAGGUGCAACACCAAGAAGUUCUCAGUCAUGGCUGAUCUAAAAACCCAUGAGAAACAUUGUGGUAAGGAUAAAUGGCUUUGUUCAUGUGGUACAACGUUUUCUAGGAAAGACAAGCUUUUUGGGCACAUUGCACUUUUCCAAGGCCAUACACCAGCCAUUCCCUUGGAUGACAACACUAAAGGGGUAGCUGAGCCACCAAUUCAUCACAGCAAAGAAAACACUAAAGCAGGGAAUGUGAACUUCACUUUUGGAUCAAAUCCUUCAGAUGGAAAUGAAGUUCAAAAUGUGAUGGAUAUAAAAGGCAAUAGUGAUGACCCUAUAAAUUAUUUCUCAUCUUUGAACUUUGAACCCAACUUUGGGGGGUUUAAUGAAUUCACCAGGCCUCUAUUUGAUGAUUCCGAAGGUUCAUUCUCUUUUGUCAUGCCUGGAUCUUUUAAAUCUGGAGGGGAAUCAAGUUCUGACAAUCUUUUGUAACAAUAGUACUGCCGUCGUUAAUAUCUAUGUUUGCCUCUUGUGAAGAAAUAAAACUUUCUGGUUUGUGUUAAAUUUGUAAGCCAGUGGAUUUUAUGUUCAUACGAUUUCUUAAGAGAAAAAGAUAGAUUUUCUUGAA
Molecule: messenger RNA, 1955 nt
Organism: Cajanus cajan (pigeon pea)
Lineage: Eukaryota; Viridiplantae; Streptophyta; Magnoliopsida; Fabales; Fabaceae
Product: protein SENSITIVE TO PROTON RHIZOTOXICITY 1
Biological process (GO): response to acidic pH; response to aluminum ion
Source: RefSeq, a predicted model, not a curated record